AUGAUUCAAUCCAAUUCAAGAGAUGGUGAACCAUCAACAAUAACACCAACAACUAAUACCAUCAGCAGCAAUAAUAACAACAACAACUUGUCUAUGGAAUGGCUCAUUCGGAAAGAACAAGAGUUGAAACAAAAGGAAAAAGAAUUACAAGAACGAGAAGCAGCUGCUGAGAAGUUUGAAAAAGAACUUGAAAAGAAGAACGAUCAAUUACUUCUUCAAAUGAAAGAUCAAACCAAACGAAAGUUGGAUUUGGAUGAACGAGAACUACGAAUUUUAGAGAUUGAAGAAAAACUUGCAAAAUCAACCACCAUUGCCUCCCGAUUCAAACAGAAUGAGAUGGUAAAAUUAAAUGUUGGUGGUACUAUUUUUGCAACCACAUUGAAUUCGUUAUUGAGUGAGAAGGAUACGUUCUUUACAGCCUAUUUUAGUGAUUAUUUUACUCCCAAGGCGGAAGAACAUGAUCAUGCAUACUUUAUUGAUAGACCAAAUGCCAACUUUGAAUUGAUUUUAGAUCACUUUAGAGGUUCAAAUAUUCGAAAAAAGCUUGAAAUGUUAAACGAGAGGGAAUUAUUGGAAUUUGUUGACGAAGUUGUGUAUUAUCAAGUGACAAAUUACGAAAAUACAGGAGGAUAUUAUUUAAAGAUUGGUAAUGGACGUUUAUUUAGCCCAACCAAACGAAACAGUCCCUACAUUGGGGAACAAAUUCGUGAAAACUCGGUGGUGAAGGUAGUUUUGAAAGAAAACAAGAUUUCCUUCAUUGUGAACGAUAAAGCGUACGGCAAAGCAUUUGAUGUUCCUUCUCGUGAUAAUUUAUUCCCAGUGUUGCUGAUUCAAGAUGACGAUUGUGAAGUGGAGUUGCUUCCUUAA
This is a messenger RNA of Naegleria fowleri, 867 nucleotides long. RefSeq lists its product as uncharacterized. The coding region runs from base 1 to 867 and encodes 288 amino acids. The record is from RefSeq and is a predicted model, not a curated record. The transcript has 2 exons. Gene Ontology annotation, biological process: protein homooligomerization. NCBI's taxonomy places the organism in Eukaryota, Heterolobosea, Eutetramitea, Acrasida, Naegleriidae.